AGAUCACAAAUUCCGCCCUUCUGCGCGUCAACACGCCGGGCGGGUCUCGUGACCGGAAGAGGGCGAGCAAUAGGCGGAAGUGUUAGCGGGGAGGGUGUUUGGCCCAUUAAAGCAGAGCCGAACGAAGCAGAGAGGAGGUGGUAGUGCGCUUGGGAAGAGUCAGCGCAACAGUCGUGUUUUCAUAUACGUAAGUGCACUUGGAACAGUUCUUCUGAACUCUUCAACAAUGACUUCUAGGAAGAAAGUAUUACUCAAAGUCAUCAUCCUUGGCGACUCAGGGGUGGGAAAGACAUCUCUCAUGAACCAGUAUGUGAACAAGAAAUUCAGUAACCAGUACAAAGCUACAAUAGGAGCAGACUUUCUGACAAAGGAAGUAAUGGUGGAUGAUAAGUUAGUCACAAUGCAGAUAUGGGAUACAGCAGGUCAGGAACGGUUUCAGUCUCUGGGAGUAGCCUUCUACAGAGGAGCAGACUGCUGCGUGCUGGUAUUUGAUGUAACGGCUCCCAACACAUUUAAAACUCUCGAUAGCUGGCGAGAUGAGUUCCUCAUUCAAGCCAGUCCACGGGAUCCUGAGAACUUUCCUUUUGUUGUGCUGGGGAACAAGAUUGACCUUGAAAACAGACAAGUUACUACAAAACGAGCACAGGCCUGGUGCUACAGCAAAAACAAUAUUCCUUAUUUUGAAACAAGUGCCAAGGAGGCCAUUAACGUGGAACAAGCUUUUCAAACAAUUGCACGAAAUGCACUUAAACAGGAAACUGAAGUGGAGCUUUACAACGAAUUUCCUGAACCUAUCAAACUAGACAAGAAUGACCGAGCAAAGGCCUCUGCGGAGAGCUGCAGCUGCUGAGGUGGGGCUGGAGGGGUUGGGCACAGUCCUUCACAAACCGAUAUCACACUUAGGCCUUCAAACACACACACAGCCCCUUCUCCUGUGUAAAAAGAGAAACAAGAUCCUAUUUUCAAUGGCCAAAAUCACCCAUUUACCAUGAACAACUUGUAAGUCCAUUCCUCUACACACCUCCAAUGUCGCUACAUCCCAUCCCAUUAUUCCACGGUAGCAGACCUUUCUUCUAGUUUAAAAAAGGAAACUAUGUUUGGAAUUUAAGCUACUUCCAGGUGUCCAGCAGAAAGAAACUAUGUACAGAAUCUGUAACAAUUUACCUUUUAAUUGUCUUGCUUCCCCUGUGAAGGCUGCAACUGGAAAGGCUGAUUACUCAUAGUUCAUUGCAAGCUCAGCAUUCAGUCCAACUAGGUUGAGUUUUGUAUGUAUCUGUUAAUGCUUGUUACUUUUAACUAAUCAGAUCUUUUUACAGUAUCCACGUAUUAUGUAAUGGCUUCUUUAGGAAAAAUCUUAUAGUACAUGUUAAUAUAUGCAACCAAUUAAAAUGUAUAAAUUAGUGUAAAAUUCUUGAAUUACAUGUUUAAGUACUGAAACACAGGUUGUUUAGGAAGUGAACAGGACACUUGUGGAAUGCGGUGGGCUAGCAACACAAGUCCAGAUAGAGGCAGUAUUCUGUACAGUAGAAGCAAGAAUUAUGUAAACAUUUUUAUUGAUUUUAAAGAGCCAAAAAGCUUCAUCUUCUGGAAAAAAUAUUGUCAGGCUUCUUUGUAGCUAAAUUUUCAAGAAAUGAUUUGCAUAACCUUGCACACUGGAUUAUUGGACUUAAAAAAAAUUAAAUACAGCUUUCAGAAAGAUCACUUUGUUUGCCUGUUACCCUCUUCAUGAGUAACUCUGAAAAUGUAAAGAGGAAUCUGUCUGUCUCGUAGAACAAUCUCCAUCUGGGUUGUGAUGGUCAUUCAUGGUGACUAAGAGCAUCCUUUCUCCAUCUCCUUUUUCUCUCACUGUCAUUAGUUUGGAUUUUCUGGGUGGAAACCUGGCAACUUCUGUCCUCUCCUCCUUGUUCUUGCAUUUGUAGCUUUCUUAAAUGGAGCCCUUCUACUGUUUUUCGCAGAGGUCUACAUUCUAGUAUGUAGGCAGAGCUCUUCUGUAAAGAAACAUGCCAAUAAACUUAACAAGAACAAAACCAA
Molecule: messenger RNA, 2031 nt
Organism: Rhineura floridana
Lineage: Eukaryota; Metazoa; Chordata; Lepidosauria; Squamata; Rhineuridae
Gene: RAB7A
Product: RAB7A, member RAS oncogene family
Exons: 6
Coding region: 227-850 (207 amino acids)
Biological process (GO): phagosome-lysosome fusion; endosome to lysosome transport
Cellular component (GO): lysosome; late endosome; phagocytic vesicle
Molecular function (GO): GTPase activity; GTP binding
Source: RefSeq, a predicted model, not a curated record